AUGGACUUCGCUCUUCGUGGAGCCAGCAGGGCAGCCUUUAGCCCGGGCCCGAGGGCUGGAGGUCUCGACGACCGGAGAGUCCGGUCCCUCACUCAUGGAGUUGUCAACCGCCUGUGGAAUGCCCCUUCCAGAGCAGAGGGGUUUCCCACUGAGUCAUCUGGCUGUCAAAUCCCAGGGAGCUGUGUGCAGAUGGCAGGCUUCAGCCCCAGCUCUCGGCUUGCCUUCGCUUCCUCCAGCCAGCGAAGCAGCGCAUCCGCUCGGCACGGCCCGGAGGAGGCGGAAGCGCGGCCGGUGGGGCGGCGGGGCGGGCGCCGCGAACCCCCAGCGCGCAGACGCCUAGCGCCCCGGGAGCUGGAGGCUCUUUUCCUGCCGAGCCUUUUACCCGAGCCCCUGGCGGCUCCUCCGCGGGGCUCUGGGACUCUGGGCAGCACCUCCGAGGACCAAGGUGCCCCCCACUCCACUCCCCGCGGCAAACAGCCCCCAGCUGGCGCUGGCCUGAGUCUGGCGGUUUGCUGGGGCACCCUCGCCCUGAAGCCCCUAGACGCUUUGUCUGUCCGCUUUUUGACCCCGUGA
Messenger RNA from Rangifer tarandus platyrhynchus (Svalbard reindeer), 573 nucleotides. The record is from the annotation of a GenBank genome assembly. Lineage: Eukaryota; Metazoa; Chordata; Mammalia; Artiodactyla; Cervidae.